AUGGCGCCUCCAUCUGCCAAUGAUGAAGACUUUACUCCCACUCCAUCGAUUCCAUCGAAAUCCCGCACCAUCCCCGAGAUCAAGAAAAGCCUUGGUGGAUUGACCCAAAGUGCAUCAUAUCCAACGCCUUUAGUAUAUUCGGGUACACUUGAUCACUAUGAGUCCUUUGAUCUGACAUCAAUCAUUGGAAGAGAGUUCCCAAACCUCCAGAUCACUGAUAUUCUGAGCGACGAUGCCAAGAUUCGAGAUCUUGCUAUCCUGGUCUCCCAGAGAGGUGUUGUAUUUUUCAGAAAUCAAGACAUCAAUAUUGAAGACCAGAAAAUCUUGGGGCAGAAGCUGGGAGAAUUGACGGGCAAACCGGCAACAAGCAAGCUGCACAAGCAUGCUUUGAGCAACAGCAAGAGAGGUAUUGCCGUAGAUGAGAACGGGAAGCUCGAUGAUGAAGUUUCAGUAAUCUCAUCCGAUCAGCAAAGAAAGCUGUAUCAUAACCUAUUCGGCAGUUCAAAGAAGCUUGCCAGUGAAGGAUGGCACGCCGACAUCACUUUUGAACGGGUUCCAUCUGAUUAUGCUAUUCUGAAAAUCACCAAGACACCAGAAGAUGUUGGAGGAGACACACUGUGGGCAUCUGGCUACGAGGCAUUCGAUCGUCUCUCGCCAGUGUGGCAGCGCUUUGCUGAGGGGCUGACGGCUACCCAUUACCAACCAAACUUCAACAAAGUGGCUGCGGAGCACAGUCUUGAGCUUCUCGAUCAGGACCGUGGCGCUCCUGAAAACAAGGGACUUGACUUUGCGGCAUCACACCCGGUCGUGCGUACAAAUCCCGUCACGGGAUGGAAGAGCCUUUUCGGUACCGGUCAUCAAGUCCACGCUGGCUGGGUGGACAAUGUGACUGAGACGGAGAGCGAAGUGAUCAAAGCAUAUUUCCUCAAACUUAUUACCGAGAACCACGACCUGCAAGUUAGAUUCAAAUGGAAUAAGAAUGAUCUUGCGAUUUGGGACAAUCGCUCCGUUUUCCAUACCGCCACAAACGAUUACGAAGGCAAGCGUCAGGGCAAUAGAGUUGUAUCGCUGGGAGAGAAGCCUUUUUACAACCCUGCUUCGAAGUCUCGUCGUGAAGCACUUUUUGGUGGUAACUAG
Molecule: messenger RNA, 1137 nt
Organism: Lachnellula hyalina
Lineage: Eukaryota; Fungi; Ascomycota; Leotiomycetes; Helotiales; Lachnaceae
Product: putative alpha-ketoglutarate-dependent sulfonate dioxygenase
Exons: 9
Coding region: 1-1137 (378 amino acids)
Cellular component (GO): cytoplasm
Molecular function (GO): 2-oxoglutarate-dependent dioxygenase activity
Source: RefSeq, a predicted model, not a curated record